AAGCAAAAUGGCAACUAUGGAUGGCACUACGGAGCAAACGUCCUCUUGUAAUGCGGAAAGAUUGCUUCGUGUAGGAUAUUAUGAAUUUGAAAAAACCAUAGGAAAGGGUAAUUUUGCAGUGGUGAAACUAGCUACACACAAAGUAACUCAAUCUAAGGUUGCCAUAAAAAUCAUAGAUAAGAACAAAGUUGACUCGGAGAACUUAAGAAAAAUCCUACGUGAAAUAGAGAUUUUAAAAAAGUUAAGACACCCUCAUGUUAUUCGCCUAUACCAAGUGAUGGAAACAGAGAAACAUAUUCAUCUUGUUACAGAGUAUGCCAGUGGGGGUGAAUUAUUUGAUUUUGUUGUUAGUCAUGGAAAGAUGAAGGAAGGGGAGGCAAGACAGAAAUUUCUACAGAUUGUCGCUGCUCUUCGUUACUGCCACAAGCGACAUGUGGUUCAUCGAGACUUGAAAGCAGAAAAUUUGCUUUUAGAUAGAGACCAAAACAUAAAGAUAGCAGAUUUUGGGUUUAGCAACUUCUAUACACCUGGCGUUUUACUAUCCACUUGGUGUGGUUCUCCACCUUAUGCAGCACCAGAGCUAUUUGAAGGGAAGGAGUACGAUGGACCCAAAGUUGAUAUCUGGAGUUUAGGGGUAAUCCUUUAUGUAUUAGUUUGUGGAUAUUUGCCCUUUGAUGCUUCGACGUUACAAAAUCUACGAGCAUUAGUAGUCUCGGGGAAAUUCAGAGUACCUUUCUUCAUGACAUCAGAUUGUGAAGAUCUCAUAAGGAGGAUGUUACAAGUAGACCCAGAGAAAAGGAUUAGCAUAGAAAGGAUACUUCAGCACAAAUGGAUAUUGCAGGAGGAAGGUAUAGAUCCGAAGUUAGAAGAGGUUCUUCGUCAGUAUGAGUAUAUGGAGAAUGAAACCAGUGAAAACAUAAAUAUUGUUGAGCACAUGAUGCACGUUAUACCCAAUUUAGACAAGGAAAAGAUAAUGCAGUCUGUUCAUGGACAAAGAUUUGACCACCUUAGUGCCAUAUAUCAUCUUUUGGAAGAGAAGUUAGCGGAAGCUUCAUCUGCAUCAUCGUCUCCCUCUAUAUCCCUCUACCCUCCGACGUUACCUGUUGUUCCUACUCAUCACAGAAAAUCAUCUAUAACUACUGGAUUUGUUGAUAGAAGUCCUGUCUCUGACACUGAGGAAUCGGCUGUAGCUGUGCCUCUUUUUUCAUGUUCGCCUCUUCCCUUGAACUUGCCUCCUCUUCAUGACCCAUAUCAAGCUUACUCCUUGGAAAAGUAUGGUGAUACAGACAUCAGUGGUGAAUCAGAUACAGAUGAGCCCAACCAGCGGUCAAUGGAUAGAUACUUAUGUUCAAGAAGACACACAGUUGGACCUGGAGACACUCACCAUGAAGAGGUUCGGGAGGCUACAAUCAGGGGUCAUCUACAGUUUAUAGGUCAAGGAGCCAUGGGAAUACAUCAAAAUCCCCCAAUGCAUAUUCUCCCUCAAACAAAUCUCCCUCAGAAUUUACCACUUGUUCAGAACCAGCCACCCCAGAAUUUCACCAUCAAAGAUCAACAUCUGCUAAAACCACCACCAUUUAUGGGCACUGCAAGUAGUUUAGGAAGGCGUGCUUCAGAUGGUGGUGCUAACUUGCAAAUGUACUUUCAACGUCACUGGAGUGAAGGUUAUAGUCAUCCUAACAGUCAAGAACAGAUGACUCAGAUUGGACUAGGCACCAGCUGCUUAGGGGGUCACUCACAGCCCUUACCACAACAAGAGGAUGAAAUCGCGGGACAAAGGGAGGAUGAAAUAGACCCAAGUGAUGUUGCUCAGUACAUGUCAGGGCGCGGAGGUAGUCAGCGAGCUACAUUACCUUUAGUUGGACCAAAGGAUGUACAAGAAGUACAGAGAAAAAUGACGCCUAACAGAGCAAGGAAAUCAGGAUUAUCUAUGGUUACGGAAAGGCAUCCUGAAAUCAAUCCAGAUUUGAGAUCAGAAGCAGAGGCUCGGAUGCAAAGGCCUUGCUCUCCACCUUACCUCCAGUAUAUGUAUCCACCAUUUGUUAAUUCAUCAUUAAGUGUUGGUAUAACAUCAGGUAUCCCUACUUCCUCAUCGACAAAUGCCCCUGUCCAACCAGGCAUCGUUUCAGGCAUUCCUCCUCCUUGCUCCUCUAAGAGAUCUCCUAAUCCUGUUCCACCUCACAGCUUAUCCAGCCAUCAUCCACUUGUGGGUUACAGUUGUUGCUCUCCAUCUCCCUUAUUAUCCUCCUCUUCAUCUUCCAUUACCUGCACCUCCUCGCCUUCCUGUGCCUAUUCCUCUCCCUCAACAGUCCCAGGAAUAGUUUCGGGUAUUCCUCCACCCCAUAACAACAACAACACGACCAACAACAACAACCCUAGGGGAAAGCACCAUGCAAGAAAAAGGAAGACUGGCCUUCCCACAGUACAGGAAAAUAAUUGGCUGGUUUCAGCAUCCACAGAUCCAUCUGAUUGCACCAUAGUGGGUCGAGAUUACAAGGAUACCCUUUAUUUGACAUCAGAACGCCAUACUUUAAUAAGUAAUUUCCGACGUGCUUCAGAUUCAUCUACAUUUAGUCUUUCAAAUAUAAAUCAAGAAAUGCAGAAGUUACAGAAGGACAGUGGGGUAACCGAUGCAGCAAUGCAAGCAGAACUUCAACGGGGUCACUCUCUCCACCGGAUGCUAGCUGUCUCAUCCCCAACUCCAUGUCCACAUGGAGGGGGAUCACCAGCGCCAGGGAUUAUCUCUCCAUGUCAGACACCUUCUAUGCUUGGGGGAUCCAUAGCUGGGGGCUCUCCUUGCCGGUCCCCACUCCCACAGUCACCCAGUCCACAUCCACAUCCACAUCCACAUCCACAGUCAGCAAUAUCACCGACACCAUCACCACCUGUUCCUCCGACAACACCACCUUCGAUACCAAGUUCACCUCUACACCACAGUGGGAGUAGCAUAGAUGGGACAGCUCUAAGUUUAAGCAGACUUCAGCUCCAUCCACCAUCUUCGCCAAGUGGUCCCCGUAGUCCUGCUCAUCGUCAGAGUCCCCCAUUAGCACAUUCUCCUCAGCCUUCUUCACCUGUGUCUUUACUGAUUCCUGGUACGCCUUUAUCACCUCCACCACCUAGUUUGAUACAGAGGCCUGGACCGUCUCCUCCUCCCCUUGGUUUGGACAGCAUUAGAGAGGAACCACCCAGGCGCACCCACAUCUCUCCGCGUUUAUCACGUCGUCAUGUACAUAGUUUUACACAAAAUCCACAGAUUUCUAUUACUGAUGAAACUGGUGUGACUGGUGAUCUUGUUUAUAUACCGUCAUCAUCAGAUUCUUCUCCAGAUGUUUCUGAUGAUAUGGACUCUUCACCCAUCCCAUCACCCCAGUCUCCUGAUCUUUCUAAUAUUUUUCCUCAUGCGUCACCUCAGCGUUUAUUAAAAGGAUUAUCAUUAGAUUCCUCUCCUUUGCCAUGUAUAGGACAGUGUGACACUCAAGGACCCUCUAUAACAAGGGGUACAGCAGGAAUCCUUCCAUCUCGCAGACAGACUCCACCAGAUAAUAAUAAUGUCCAUAGAAUUCGAAAUGAAAGAAACAUUGGUUUAGUGCGACAGAAUGCCAUCACUGGAAACCAUCAUCAGCAUAUGUUAAUUACCAGUAUGGAGUUUAGACAUAGUUUUCCACCAUUCCAUAAUGGUGGAGCAAGUGAAAGUGAUACAGACAUGGCAGACAUUAGUCCCCUGGGGGAGAGAUCACCACUAGGAGAGCGUAGUAUAAUUGAACUAAAGUUGCUGAAAACAGGCAGUGGCUCAAUCCUAUUAACUCUCCCAACAAAGUGGUCUGGUAUGGCUCAACAGGACUUAGUUGGAAAUAUAAUGCACAUCCUAGAAAGGAAAGCUCCUUCCAUCGUGAGAGAAGGCGUUCGAGACUGUGGCCUUUCUGUCAGGGAUCAUACAGGGGCUCAAAUAGACCUGGAGGUCCAUGAAGGACCUGCAGCAGACUCCCGUGCUCUUAAAAUGCGUAGAGUUUCUGGUGAUGAAUUACAGUAUACUCAACUCUGCCAGCAGUUGAUAAAUUGUAUGACACCCUAACAUUUACUAUUUUAUUACGUGUGAUGUGAAAGUUUUGUUUAUGCUAAUAUACUUAUUGAGAAGAACAUCCUAAUUUAAAGUUAUCAAAUAUGGGGGUGAUGUCAACAACUAGGGCAGAAUCUGUUUUCCAAAGAUUUUGGGAAGUGACUUGUUUCCUACAACAACCAUUAUAGCUUAUACAUUGACACUACUUAAGAAUGAUACUUGCUGAUCGUAACACUUUUGUCUUCUAAUAUUUUUUUUUAUAUAAUAUCAAAUCAGUUUCUAGAUUUUUAUUGGAAGGGAAAUUGAACCUAAUAUUGGCAAAAAUACAAAUAUUAAUUUUUUUUUAUAAAUAAACAAUGACUAGAAGUCUUCUCCAUA
Macrobrachium nipponense is the source of this 4435-nucleotide messenger RNA. RefSeq names its product serine/threonine-protein kinase SIK3-like. The coding region runs from base 8 to 4072 and encodes 1354 amino acids. Gene Ontology annotation, molecular function: ATP binding; protein serine/threonine kinase activity. NCBI's taxonomy places the organism in Eukaryota, Metazoa, Arthropoda, Malacostraca, Decapoda, Palaemonidae. The transcript is spliced from 18 exons. The record is from RefSeq and is a predicted model, not a curated record. Gene Ontology annotation, biological process: intracellular signal transduction; protein phosphorylation. Gene Ontology annotation, cellular component: cytoplasm.